Messenger RNA from Ctenopharyngodon idella (grass carp), 1300 nucleotides. RefSeq names its product quinoid dihydropteridine reductase b, tandem duplicate 1 (gene qdprb.1). The coding region runs from base 74 to 793 and encodes 239 amino acids. The transcript has 7 exons. Gene Ontology annotation, cellular component: cytoplasm. Gene Ontology annotation, biological process: tetrahydrobiopterin biosynthetic process; L-phenylalanine catabolic process. The record is from RefSeq and is a predicted model, not a curated record. Gene Ontology annotation, molecular function: 6,7-dihydropteridine reductase activity; NADH binding; NADPH binding. NCBI's taxonomy places the organism in Eukaryota, Metazoa, Chordata, Actinopteri, Cypriniformes, Xenocyprididae.
AUCUUUUCCAGUAGGGGGCGCAUGUGAAGAUUUCUUUGCAUAACACGGUCUCAUGUGCUUCUGAAGAAAGAGCAUGGCAGCUACAGAAGCUCAUAAAGUGAUUGUUUACGGAGGAAAGGGAGCUCUGGGCUCUGCAUGUGUGCAAUACUUCAGAGCUAAAAAUUGGUGGGUUGCCUCUAUAGAUCUCAAUGCCAAUGAAGAAGCCAAUGCCAAUGUUACAGUUAAGAUGACUGAAUCCUUCACUGAGCAAGCCACUCAGGUGACAGCUGAUGUCGGUGAGCUCUUAGGUGAAGAUAAAGUUGAUGCCAUCUUGUGUGUGGCUGGAGGUUGGGCAGGGGGCAGUGCCAAGGCCAAAACUCUGUAUAAGAAUGCUGAUCUGAUGUGGAAGCAGAGUGUGUGGACCUCCACAAUUUGCAGUCACCUAGCAACCAAACACCUGAGAGAGGGGGGGUUGCUCACACUAGCUGGGGCUAAAGCAGCACUGGGUCCAACAGCAGGAUGCAUUGGUUAUGGUAUGGCUAAGGCAGCAGUACAUCAGUUGUGCCAAAGUCUGAGCGGGGCAAAUAGUGGUCUUCCUCCGGGAUCCGCUGCAGUAGCAAUACUCCCAGUGACUUUGGAUACACCUAUGAAUAGAAAGUUCAUGCCAGAUGGUGAUGUCAGUUCCUGGACACCACUAGAGUACAUAACAGAGCUGUUCUAUAAGUGGACUACAGGAGAGAACAGACCUCCUUCAGGUACUCUGAUGCAGCUUGUUACUGCAGAUGGAAAAACAGAAGCUACACCGACGUUAUGAUCAAUAUGAUGUAUGGUAACAAAACCCUUCAAACCAAGCCAAUAACCCACCACUGUCUCUGCAUUAGUGAUACUUUUUGUCUUACUGCCUUUUGGUUUACAUGUAAACAUCAAAUUACUGUAAAUCCUAACUCUUAAAAAUAGGAUAGUUGCAUAAAAAUGAUAGAAAGAUGUUGUUUUGUAAAUGUGAUGGCAAAUGAAACUGUUUCAUUCUGAUGAAUUUUGUUUCUUUUUUUGUCUCUAUCAAAGAUUCUUUUGACAGUCACAGUCUGUUUCUCACCAUUGGGUGGCGCUGAUGAUCAAUUUAAUUACAGGUUCUCCUUUGAGUCCAUAUAGUCAAAAAAGUAAACUUUAUAAACAGACUAGAAAAGUGAGUCAGCAUUAAAAAAAAGUGCAUUUUGUAAGUAAUGCAGAUUUUUGUGAUGACUGUCAUUUGUCAAUGUCAAUGUCAAUUGUUAUUUAUUAUAACAAUGUACAACAAUAAAUGGAUCCUGAAAUGGGCCUUUAA